GCUGAGAUUGGAAACAUAUGAGCAUAUAUGUUUUUAUUUUAUAUCAAUCUAAAGUUUUUUAUCAUUAACAAAAUACUUUGUUUCAACGACAAUGUGGUCCAUUUUUUCCCGUGAUCCAUCUAAAGAUUUUGGAUACGAAAUUAACGAGCCGGUCUUGAAUGAUGAGAAUUGCAUUUGGAUUCUGCACAAAGGGAAAAAGAAGGUUAGUGGUGAAAUUGUAUCCAUUUUCCGAUAUGAAUUGAAACUAAAUGAAUCAUCUUACAUGGAUAUGGCCAAAAAUUCAUUAAAAAGGCUCAAAACUUUACGGCAUCCAUCCAUAUUGACGUAUAUUGAUUCUUUGGAGACGGAUAAAUACAUACUUAUUGUAACGGAACAUGUACAGCCAUUAUUCGUUUUCUUAAAAGAAAUGUCCAAAUGGCCAGAACAGCAAAAAGAAUCAGCCAUUUCGUGGGGAAUUUAUUCAGUUUCCAAGGGUCUUUGCUUUCUUAAUAAUGAUUGCAAAAUGAUACAUGGUAAUCUUUCGUUGGGUUCUAUAUUCAUAAAUGAUUCAUCUGAUUGGAAACUUUUCAAUUUCGAGUAUCUUACAAAUAUUGGCUCAACUCAACCAGUGAAAUCAUUUUAUCCACAUAAAAUAUAUACUGCUCCUGAAGUGCAAGACCAUAAUAAUAGACCUACAAGUGAUAAAAGACUAGAUGCUUGGGGAUUAAGCUGUUUAAUUUGGGAAAUUUUUAAUGGACAACUUAAUGAACAAGCUCAAUUGAAAAACACGAAACGCUUGCCAAAAAAAUUGAUCCCAUUAUAUUCAAAUUUGAAUAAAAAUGUUUCACAAAGGUGCCUUAUCGAAGAUUUUCUGACUAAAGGACAAGAUAAAAAUGGAUAUUUCAAAAAUACCUUUAUCGAUACUAUGAAUUUUCUUGAAGAGAUUCAGAUUAAAGAUUCGACCGAAAAAAAUCGUUUCUUUUCCAAUCUUAAUAAUGCGCUUGAAUCGUUUCCGGUAUAUUUUUGUAAAAAUAAAAUACUAUCAUUUGUAGUCACGUCAUUGGAGUAUGGUGAAGCCAAUUGUCAUUGUUUGGAACUUUUGAUAAAGAUUGGAAAAAUGCUAAAUGAAAAUGAAUAUCAAAAGAAAGUGACGCCCAGUAUUAUCAAAUUGUUUGCCAGCAAAGAUCGUUCAAUUCGUUCAAAGUUAUUGAAAGAAAUAGAUGAAUACAUUGAUCAUACACCGACUCAAGCUGUAAAUGAUCAAAUAUUUCCAUAUCUUGUCCAUGGAUUCAUGGAUUCUAAUCCUGUUAUUCGUGAACAAACCGUCAAAAGUAUUUUUCAUUUGGCUUCAAAAUUAAAUAAUCAAAACCUGAAUGAAGAGGUAAUUAAACAUUUCAGUAGGAUACAGAUUAAAGAUCCUGAGGGAGGAAUUCGAACAAAUACGAUCAUCUGUCUGGGAAAAAUUGCCUCACAUUUUCAGCCACAAACUCGACAGACUGUAAUGUUGCCAUUAUUUUUGAGAUCUUUACGUGAUCCAUUUCCUCCUUCACGUAUCGCGUGUAUUCAAUCCUUGAUGGCAACACAAAAUUUUUUCACUCUACAAGAUUGUACAUCAAAAAUUAUGCCGGCAUUGUGUUUGAUUUUGAUGGAUCCCGAGAAACAAGUUCGUGAUCAUGCCUUUAUGACAUUGACAAAUUUUAUACAAAAAAUUGAAAAAUUCUCAGAAAAUCCUGCUCUUAUUGAGCAUAUGGAAAGUGAAAUUAACAAAUCCGGUACGAAUGUUUCGUCUAAAUUCACUACUGGUCUCAGUUGGGCUGUCAAUUCUUUGGCAGCCAAAUUGACAAGGACCAAAAUUGAAAACGAUAAUAAUAAUGAAAAUGAACAGAAGCAUUCACAAUCGAUUCAGGACAAUCAUUCAUCUACGUCAACUUUCAAUCAGCAAAAACAUCCGAAUAGUGAUAAGGAACAAGUUUUGAGCAAAGAUAAUCAAAUGAAAAUUAGUUCUAUCGAUGAUCUUACCGGAAAUUCAGAUGGCUGGGAGGGAGAUAAUUGGGAAAAUGAUUUACUUGAAGAUUGGAAGGAAAUUGUUCCACCGGAAUCUGUCGUACAGAAAGUCCAUAAGAUUAAUGACGAUGAAAAUGGCUGGAAUAAUGAUGAUAUAAAUUGGGAUGAUAAUACUGAUUUUGGAAAGAAAAAUGAAAAUAUUUUAACUACCAAAAAAUCUAAUGAAGAAAUAUUGAAACCAAGAAUAAGACAAACUGGAGGUGGUUCGACGUCUAAAGUGCAAAAAAAGGGUCCAAUGAAAUUGGGUGCUCAAAAAUUGAGAAAAAAUUUUGAUUAA
Dermatophagoides farinae (American house dust mite) is the source of this 2320-nucleotide messenger RNA. RefSeq names its product N-terminal kinase-like protein yata (gene yata). Gene Ontology annotation, biological process: protein phosphorylation. Gene Ontology annotation, molecular function: ATP binding; protein kinase activity. NCBI's taxonomy places the organism in Eukaryota, Metazoa, Arthropoda, Arachnida, Sarcoptiformes, Pyroglyphidae. The record is from RefSeq and is a predicted model, not a curated record.